This is a messenger RNA of Vitrella brassicaformis, 1901 nucleotides long. The record is from the annotation of a GenBank genome assembly. Lineage: Eukaryota; Vitrellaceae.
AUGCAUUCAAUGGGACAGCGUGACGGGGGAAAAGCUGUCUGUCGCCGACCUUUCCACUGAUGUAUUUCUCAUACAGCCGGUGCUGCAUUAUGGCAGACCACACGACUGGAGAUCAAUCAUGGUAUCGCAGUCCGUGUUUGCCUGUACAAUAACAAGGACGGAGGAAGAAAAGAGCUUUGAGCCUAGUCUGAAGUUAUUACGUGGAUGAUGUGUUUCGAUCUGCAUCACAGGUGGACACAGACAAAGGCGGCAUGCGCAUUGUGGUUGCUGGGGACCUACCUGUUGACCAUUACAGUCUGGCUGUCAACAUUUAGUACUGCAGCAGCUCUCGUAGCCUCUCUCAACAUGCCCAGGACCACGCCUACACUCAACACAAUCCGUGAACUCAUGAACUUACGGGAUCGCUCUCAAACCGUAAAGGAUUAUUUUAGUUUGUUCUAUCGAGCACGGCAUCUCGCCCGCCCACCUGAAGGCAAGGGGAUGACAGUAAAGUAAGCAUCCAUUUGUCUCCGCCUCUUUAGUUAGGCACCUUGCCGAUGAAUGUAAGGCUAUGUAAGGCUGCCCGAAGGUGAUCCAUUGGGUACCGGAGCGGUCAAUGCACCUGACCAACAUCAUGUUUGUGUGAAUUGUGGCAUGUUGGAGUCGUGGGAGAGUCAGUAGCUCCAAUACUGAACCCACACAGACACACAGAAAGGAUGACCGUGAGUGACAGGCAACCAGCCCUUUGUCUCCACCUAUCGUCUUGCUGAAACCCUUUCUCUUGCAUGCGAUCGUCGUAGCGGCCGGCCUUCUCCUCCUCGGCCUCAUCCAAACCAAACCUGAAAACGACAACAAGAGUGACUGUGCGCACUGGCGAUUCAUUCUCCGUACUCGUCUACGUCGUUAGCCAUGUGUGCAUCGACGCCACCCCCACCACCACCGCUGUCCUCGACAUGAUCCACAUGGACACACAACAGUGGACAAGGGCGGAACAGCUAUCGGCUCACGACCCCCCAUGAGUCAUUCCUGCCUCACCAUCACUCAGAACAUGCAUCGAAACAUACUCUCAUGUAAGUGUAAUGCACUCAUGAACCGCGAGCGUCGAUACGGAGGAAUGCUCUCUCUCUCUCUCUCUCUCUCUCCAUCUGUGUGUGUGUGUACUGCCAAGAUACACAAAUCAAUGAGGACAAAUGGAGCCAGCCCCCAUCCACCCAAACAAAUGGACCACCCAAGUGCAGUGCAUCGGCUCGCGCCUGUGCUGUGCACGUGGCGUGUCUGUGCGUGUGUGUGCACGUGGGCCGCGACUGCCAAUCGGACAUCACCUAUUGCAAGACACAACAAAGGUCCAUUCAGCAAGAAACACCCUCUCACCUUCUCUGUCGCACGUUCAGCUACAUGUAAGUACCUUACUUGUCGUCGCCCUUGCUGACCGCGGCCUUGGGGUGGCUGCUCAGCAGCUCCUUGAUGUGGAACAGGAGCUUGAUGACCUUCUUCGCGGCCUCAACGCCCUCCUCCCACGUCAUGUGUGCCGCGUGUAGAGCCCACAGCAGCCGCAACACCCACAGCAGCAGCAGCAGCAGCACGGUCAGCAGCGCCACCACGACGAUGGCACCAUGCCCGCUCCUCAAUGCAGUCCCCGAACAAACGCACGGAAUAGUAGCUUUCCAUACUACACAGGCGUGCGAAGGGAUGGCGGUCUCGACUGUCUGUGUCGGUCACGGUGUGGAAGGGCGGCGCGUCCCACUCUUUCUCCCUGCCGUCCCAACAUCCGUUCCCUCCCCAUCUUCUCUCACCUUCCGGUCGAUGUGGAUGUACCACAGCUCAUUGGUGAGCUGCCCGCACAUCUUGCUGUCCAGACGAUGGUACAGCGGCUCCCCUGACUCACUUUCCACGCAGCCCACAACGUACUCGCACUUCGGCAU